AUGACCCAGAAACCCGACUCGCACACUCUCUUCCAUCUCGUACCCACCAAUCAGUUAGCACAUGAUGCCCUUCUUCACCCCGACAAUCAAAAGUUUGUAUCGAGAAAUGCACACGGCAACCUCGGCCUUGAGAUUGGCUUCCAUGUCUCGUCCAUGCAGCACGGACAUGUCAUCACCAGGCUCGGCCGAGAUGCCGAUCUGAUUCUUUCCCCGCGUCAGCCACAGGAGACCAUGUCCCGAGUUCACGUCGCCUUUGAGGUCAACCCCACCAUAAACAUGGUCGUUCUAUCUGUCCGAUCGAAAAAGACCUCCACCGUCAAGUUCAAGGUGCACCCACCGAAAGAGAAUGGAGCCAACGCCACACACGACAGCCCCGAAGGACGGGACAUGGGCCUCGUUCCGAACAAGGUCUCGGAACAGGCCGAAGCCCAGGAAAUCAUUGGCGACGGCGUUCUUCUCUAUGUACAUGAGUAUGAUAUCUCGAUUGCAUCCUACAGCUUUCAUUUAUGCUGGUGGCAGAGCCCGAGGGCUUGCGAGACACUUGUUCGUGAAGACUACGACACAGCGAGGCUACUGUUGCAGGAAUGCCAAUCGCGUGGUAGAGCAACUGAAUUCGAUGAAGCGGAGGCUCGAUCAUGGUACCUUACGAGGCAGCAAACGGCGGCAAAGACCCAUCGCUUCAAAGAUAUACCACACCUUCGCAAAUCUAAAGGAAGCGGUGCGUUCGGCGAAGUCUUCGAGGCCGUCGACUGGGUCUCAGGCAAUAGGUUCGCCAUCAAAGUGGUCAAACUCAAGAAAGGCAACCACGGUGAUGAGGCACGGGCGACACUCUACCGAGAGAUCGAGAUCUUGAAGCGUUUGAAACAUCCCCAUAUCAUUGAAUGCCUAGGCGUAGAUCACUUCGAUUCUCUCCGCCCAGAGAUCUUCAUGCCGCUCCAAGAAGGUUCGCUGACCGACCUGAUCAUCGCAAAGAAGGCUCCUGAUCAUGCAGCGCUCUGCAAGGAGGUGUUGAAACAGUGCCUCAGCGCUCUCGCCUUUUUGUCAAGCGAGAAGGUGAUCCACCGGGAUGUGAAGCCCGACAACAUUCUCUACAACCCUUUGCCUGAAGAUCAAGGCUUCCUCUUCCAGCUUGCCGAUUUUGGACUCGCCCAGAGCCAGAUGGCAGCCAGGACAGUCUGCGGCACGCCGUGCUAUCAGGCCCCAGAGCUCUGGCCCUCUGAUAGCAAGAUCAAGGCUGGUCAGAGUCCCAAAAUGGACGUUUUCUCUCUUCUCGCCACCAUGCUUGCGAUACAUUGCGAGUUCCGAGGAUUUCCUCCGCCCCACUGCCAGUUCUACGGCGAUGUUCUGCGCGAAAUAGAACGCAGGGUCUCACUAAGUGAGUAUGCGUCUCUUGCGCCCAUGGCAAGGAGGAAUCCACGAGAGAGGGCAUCGGCUGCGCAGAUACUUCAGAUGCUAUUUGACGGCUGGGGACUGCCGUCGGGUCCUCUGAAGACCGGAGACGUCGGCAUCACUGCUCCUCGCCAAGGCCGCGUGAAAGCCGACAGCCGAUUGAUUGUGAUCCCGCCUCCCAUCCCAACCCUACCUCGCAACACGGCCCCACGUCGCACUUUGAAGCGCGGUACAACGGCACCGCCUAGUAAGCCUGUGCAGCCAAAUCGCACCCAGAUCCCACCUCGCAACCCCGCCUCGCUUCUCAACCUCGCUCCGCGUCGCAAUGUGAGGCGCAGCACAACGACACCAACUAAGCCUGUGCAGCCAAUUCGCAACCGGAUCCCGCCACUUCGCAACCGAAUCCCGCCAUUUCGCAACCGGGUCCCGCCUCCUAACCCGGCCCCGCCUCCCAACGUCCCGUCUUCGAAUCCCGUCCCACGUUCCCACCCGGCGCUACGUCCCAUCCCGAGGCGCAGGUCGACGGCAGAGCCUGAGCCUGUACAGCCAAUUCGCAAACACCAAGGUGGCAUUGCAAAGCGCCGCGCCGCGAGCAGCAAGCUCAGGGCUGAUACCCUUGCUGGCCUGCUUCUGGAGCCAGCCAAGCCACAUGCAGGUUCCGACUCAAUAAGUGCUAAGAUUCGCAUGAUGCCUGGCGCAUAUGUCGACUCAGACUGA
This is a messenger RNA of Thyridium curvatum, 2106 nucleotides long. RefSeq lists its product as uncharacterized. The record is from RefSeq and is a predicted model, not a curated record. Gene Ontology annotation, cellular component: cytoplasm; nucleus. The coding region runs from base 1 to 2106 and encodes 701 amino acids. Lineage: Eukaryota; Fungi; Ascomycota; Sordariomycetes; Thyridiales; Thyridiaceae. Gene Ontology annotation, biological process: protein phosphorylation; mitotic DNA damage checkpoint signaling. The transcript is spliced from 2 exons. Gene Ontology annotation, molecular function: protein serine/threonine kinase activity; ATP binding.